Messenger RNA from Engraulis encrasicolus (European anchovy), 3734 nucleotides. RefSeq lists its product as uncharacterized. The coding region runs from base 232 to 894 and encodes 220 amino acids. The record is from RefSeq and is a predicted model, not a curated record. Gene Ontology annotation, biological process: ciliary neurotrophic factor-mediated signaling pathway; negative regulation of neuron apoptotic process. Gene Ontology annotation, molecular function: ciliary neurotrophic factor receptor binding. The transcript has 4 exons. NCBI's taxonomy places the organism in Eukaryota, Metazoa, Chordata, Actinopteri, Clupeiformes, Engraulidae.
UGUCCAAUGCUCUGCAAUGGUCAGCCUACCAAACACUCCUAACAAAUCCCCACAUUGACCGUUAAAGCCGUAGCGUAUGAUUCAACUUAAACACAUUUCGCCUGUGUUUAGGAAAGAAACACAUUUAGGCUACAUUACGACGUCCUGGGAACGACACCUUCUUGUUAAUUAGCUGAGCGAAAAAACAAGCCUCGGGGUCGUUGAUUUUGUGUUUUCACUGCUGCUGCUGCCAUGGAGGAGCAAGAGGACUCACAACCAACCGGGCAGAAUAGGUCGGCAACGCGGAGAGCGGUUGAUCUGGCUCGCCUGAUUAACGAGGACUGCUGUCGACUUUUGGAGCUGUAUCUAGAGCGUGAGUGCCUCCCCUCCAACAAGUCCUCGUCUGGCCCCCGUCUGGUGCUCAGCUCCCUGGAGCCCCUGGACUCCACCGACUCCCCCGACUCCUCCUCCCAGGCCCCGAGCACCGUGGAGCGGGUGUGGCACCACCGCUGCGCCCUGCGCCGGCUCCUGGCCCUGCUGGAGCAGCAGAUCGGCUGGGAGGAGGAGGAGCUGGGGCUGGAGGAGGGGGAGUACGAGGAGGUGCGCGGGGCGGUGAAGGCCCGGCUGGGGCACCUGCUGCACAGCACCCUUAAGCUGCUGGAGGCGGCGGCGGCGGAGGAGAACAGCGGGGAGUCGGAACACCUGGGGCCCGACCACGACUGCACACAGUUGAUGGAUGACCUGGAGCCAGACAGCGACUACACCCAGGGAACAGAUGAGAUGGACAGCUCCACUAGUUACAAAAUGAAGGUCUGGACCCACCAUCUGAUCCAGGAUCUUGUCCAUUGGACCGACUCGGCGAUGAAGACCCUACAAGUUCUCCAUCAGGAGAGAACGGGCGGGCAAGAACUGUAGACAAAAAGAAGGAAAAGGAGAAGCAUGAGGAAGAGAAGAACAGGAAGGAACAAACAGUGACCAAUAGCCUUGAGCUCAAAAUCAAGUUCAUUUUCCCGAAUUGUGAAGCCUCCUUUUUUUGCAAUGAAGCAUAUCAGCCUUAUCCUUUCUGCAAUGUCGCAUGACAUGAACAACACACUCAGACAGGAAUACAUACAUUCAUCAUAUAUGGUUGUUAGGCCACCCAUUGAGGAUUUUUUUUCACGUUUAUUUAUUGAUUAUUUUAACCCAUUAUGACGUAAUUUCAUCAGCCACUCUGAUUGGCCAGAUUAGUGCCAUUUACGGUAAAGCCCAGUGCCUGAGCACCCACUUCUGGUCAAGCGACUUAGGGGUGAUUACUUCUAUCUGCCGACCUAAUGAGGCUUUGCAGAUGAAUUACUUUGAGUUCAUUCAUUUGCUGCUGGUGGUUCAUGUUUGACGGUUUAAAGGGCUCAGUUGUACCCACAGAUUUACAGAAUGCCCUGCACACAAUCCUUUAUUAGACUAUCCAUUUCCGUCAUGGAUGCCAUUCAUUAUCCAUUCUAUUAUUGAUUCUAUUAUUGAUUAGACAUCCAUUCCCAUUAUUAAUAAUGUCAUUGGAGCAUUCAGAUAUCCUUUUUUUUGAGCACCAUAUCUCUAAAAAAUACUCUACGUACGACAGACAAACAGUACAGAAAAACAGACAGUGCGUACUGCGUAUGACAGACAAGAGGGUUCUUUACUCAUAACCCAAGGCUUUACACUGUAUGUAUACACUUGUUGUGACUAACACUGUGCAAUACACUAACUGCUUAGAUGUAGCAAAGUUCGACUGUGAAAUGUACCAAAUAGCAGCGAGAUGCUGCGCAUGACAUCAGCGUCAAACUGUCUAUCACUGUGACUGAUUGCAUUUCCCCACCGUGACCCAAAUCACUACAUUAUCACUUAGUAAACAUCAAAAGUUCCCCGAAGAACAUUCAGUUUUACACUGUGGAGGAACACCUAAAAGUUCUCUGAGAACCCUAGAAGUUGUCUGAAGAGCAUAUAGCUGACAAUUUGGUUCUAGGAUAAACCGCAAUGUUUUCUUAAAGGUUCCACAGGGAACCCACAAACCAAACGGUUCUUGGAAACAGUUCCCUGAGCAACACUGAGAUUCUUUCUAGAACGUUAAGAGGUUCCACCACAAUCUGAAGGUUCUUCAGGGAAGUUAAGAUGUUCAGUGUGAUCGGCCGCCCACACAGUGAAGCUGAUUUGACCCCCCGAGAUGGACCACACAUUUCACUUGUUCCUGGCCUACAAUAGCGCAAUGAAUAUCACUCAAUUCGGCCCAAAUCAGUAUUUGGCCGUUACCAGUGUGAGUAUGGGAUGGUGCAAAGGAAAAAGUACUCUGUUCUCGGGUUAAUAGGCCUACUAUCUGACUACCAGCCUUAUCCCAGAAUCAGCAAUGUAUCUGUGUGCUGGUUGUUGUAGUCAGGGAGGCCAACAGGGAGGCCAAAGGGGUCAGCUGUCCUGGGCCCAGAGUGAAAGGGGGCCCAGAUUUGGGUCCUCAUUAAAUUAUAUAUAUUGGGUCGGGGGACCUUUUAAUUGAUUUUGUCCUGGGCCUGGCCAAAGCCGUCAGCGGCCCUAGUCAAUGUGGUUCAGAGUAGAGUUACAGUGUGCUCCGUCUGGUAGCCCCUAUGCGUAAUGGCGGUAAGAAGACAGAUGGCUACCAGAGGUGUCCCACUAAUGGCCUAUGAUUCAUGGCCCUCUGUGGGCCAAGUGUAAGUAGAUGUUGAAUGUGUGGUCCAAAUCUAACCGCUAAGCCCACGCCAGCUUAAAGGGGAAUUCUGGCCAAAUUCAACACGCAGUUGAAUUGCUACCCUUGAAUUGUCAGUACCUGAAGAGGCGUCAGCCUUUUCUGAGAUCCUGACCAUUUUUAAUAUGAGCAUGCUUUGUUUACAUUUUUCUUUAAAAAGAAAAUAUCACCCCAAAGGUUACUGCUAUGUUGUAACAUGUCUGCUAGUGUGGCAUAACAUUUGGAGUAUGGUAAGUCCUUUUUUCAUUAAAAUGUAAACAAACCAUGCCCUCAUAAAUUUACCAUGUUACUGUCUAUUCAAAUGUAGUGUGAAGAAUAUUAACCGGAAUUGUCCUUUAACUUUGUGGUCGGACUAUCUCAGAUACACAACUCCCGUGUUCACCAUUUCACAAAACAACUCUAGAGUAGGAAGACACAUACUGUUGCUUUAUGUGAAGUCUAACACUGGUGACUGUUUUUGCACUGAAUGUAGUAGUGGAUAGCGUCCAAUUCUUCAUGGAUUGGGUUUGACUGAACAGAAUGAGGAAUGUAAAGUGAUUUAACCAAAAAAACUGAUGACUGUUACACUAUAACCUAUAGCCUGAAUGGGAGAUGUUAGGGGGAUGCAUAUAGCUUUGAAGUCUUUCCGAUAGAUGGAAAAUUAGCCUAAUGGGUGGAGAUCCAUUGCCUCAGUUUCCCUGCAAAAAAUAUUGGGCCUUUUAUUAGUUUACUUAUGUAAUUCCAUUGUUAGGCCUAUCUGGGAGCGAUUAAGGCCUAGGCCUAACUGGUAUAUGAGAAAUCCCUAACAACAAAUAUCUACAUGUGCGCAUACACGUCCUCUCACUCCCAUUUAAUACACACAUCAUUCAGAGUGGCAAACUAAUGUAGUAUUUAUUUUUGAGUAGAUGCAAUAGAAAGAAGAUGUCAUGUUGGUGUUCAAAUACACUCCAAUUGCUCCAAUAGCAGCUGCUGUGAGGAUGUGUAGAUUUGUGAGCGUUCCAGUGCUUUGGUUGUGUAAAUUAUUUUAUGAAUUUAUGAACUUACACCAAAAUAAAACUAGUGUGCACCA